This is a messenger RNA of Dicrocoelium dendriticum, 273 nucleotides long. The record is from the annotation of a GenBank genome assembly. Lineage: Eukaryota; Metazoa; Platyhelminthes; Trematoda; Plagiorchiida; Dicrocoeliidae.
AUGGUAUCUUCAUACUUUCUGCUACAGAAAAGCGAACCCACACCUGUGAACACUGUGGUAAAGCCUUCUUUCAAAAUUCUCAUCUCCAGUUUCACGUAUCCGUCAUCCAUUUGCAGCAACGCCCGUAUACCUGUGAACACUGUCAGAAAUCUUUUUCUCGAAAUUACACUUUACAAACACACAUCAAAUCUGUACAUUUGGAGCAACGCCCCCAUUCUUGCGAGCACUGUGGAAAAUUGUUUUCAAAGAAGCAUCAUUUGCAAAGGCACAUAG